AUGGUGAUUCCGAGAAUUGAACUCGGAGAAAUGGGGAUUCCGAGAAUUGAACUCGGGACCUUUCGCUCCCUAAGCGAGCAUCCUACCACUGGACUAAAUCCCCUGAGUAGUCUGUAUGUUGCCAAAAAGAUUCAAAUUGAUGAUAGGAUAGGAUGUGGUCCUCCACUUUUGGCAAUUAGCUCAACACCUUUGCAGUGA
Molecule: messenger RNA, 198 nt
Organism: Prunus armeniaca (apricot)
Lineage: Eukaryota; Viridiplantae; Streptophyta; Magnoliopsida; Rosales; Rosaceae
Source: the annotation of a GenBank genome assembly